Molecule: messenger RNA, 3850 nt
Organism: Linum trigynum
Lineage: Eukaryota; Viridiplantae; Streptophyta; Magnoliopsida; Malpighiales; Linaceae
Source: the annotation of a GenBank genome assembly
UUAAAAGGGAUCUUGUUUGACUUCUUUCAUAUUAAAUAAUAUUAUUUUCUAAUUUAUUUUAAAAUGAUAGAAAUGAAAGAGAAAUUAUAUUCUCUAAAAUAAAAGUAAAAUAUAGUAAGGACAAUCUUGUAUUUUCAAAAUAGUUUUUCGAAAUACUGAGUAGAAUAGUAAGAAGUGAUAUUAAAUUAUUAUUAACGUAAUAAAUCGGGGUUUUGAUUAAUUAAAGGAAGAAAGAAAGGUUCGUUCGUUCGUUCAUCACACUAAUACGGGGUGUGAUUAAUUUAAUUAAGCAAUUAAUUAAUUAGAGGAUUUGCUAUCGCUACCUCCUCCUAAUCCUGCCUGCUUGACUCCUAUUCCACAACCAAACGCAGAGCUGCUCGUAAUUCGGCAGAAUUCCCGUGGGUAGUUUCGUAAUCUGGGCGGCCGUUCUUUAUGGUAAAGCUAACUAUCAUGCCAAAUACACUUAUACUUUUAUGUUAUAGAAAAGAACUUUUCAGCUUUUCAAAAACCGAGCUUUUAGAGGUGUUUAACCAUGUUUCAGCUUUUGAAAGCAAAAAACACUUCUAAAAGCUGGCGAAACAUAGGGAAAGUAUACACAUGUGUGUUAAAUUAGUGAUGAAAAAUUGACUAUUAUUCUUUUUUCAUAUUGAAAUUAAUAAUAUGUAUUAUAUAUAUAUCAUAAAUAUUUAAUCGUUAAAAUUUUAUAGAGUGUAGUUUAAAAGUUCAACUGUUUAGGAUGAUACAGGUAGGGAUGGCAAUGGGUCGGGUCGGGGACGGAUAGUGCAUAUUCGUUACCCUACCCAAAGUAGUUCGGGUUUUACCCAUACCCAUACCCACAUGUGAAACGGGUAGAAAAUUAAAACCAUGCCCAUACCCGUUCGGGUUUCGGGUAUCCGCGGUUAUCCAUGGGUAAUGAUUUUUCUUCAUAACUGUAACCAAUAUGUUAACAUUCACACGUAUUCUCCCAUUACGUAAGAAGAAAGUACGACAAUAAUUCACUAGAAUGAAGAAAAUUAAUUAAAACAACACAAUUUCAUGAAAAUAUUAUAUUUAUAUGCUAAAUAUAAAAUAUGUUAGAGAAAAAAAAAGAUUAUUUCUAGACAGACUACAUAUGCAUGUGUAUAAUCGGGCGGAUCGGGUUGGAUAGUGAGAAACCCAUGCCCACCCAUUGCCAGCAAUAUUCGGGUUCGGAUUUUACCCAUACCCACUAAAUGUCCUUCGAGUUCGGGUUCACCCUACCCGAUUAGGCUGGUUUCGGGCGGAUAUCCACGGUUACGGAUAUUUUUGACAUCCCUAGAUACAGGAUUACAGGUUAAGCCGAUAUACGAGUCAAGUUGAUAUUUUUUUUUUUUUGACAACUUUUUUUUUUUUUUUUUGACAACGAGUCAAGUUGAAAUAGAGCUCGUCGAUUCGUUAAUAAUGCUAACUCGAGCCAAAGAAGAGUCAAAUUUGCAGCCUUAAUUACAAACUCCGCUACCAGCUUCCUUGCGCGUCCACGUGUAUGCAGUACAUUGGACAGGCUGUCGGGUGGGACAUAAUAAACAAACUCCACCACCAUCCUAUCCUUUGGCGUUGGAACCAAACGCCGGCAAUGGUGAUUGACUCGAUCGGCGGCGUCGACGUCAAACCCACGUCCCGUUGACCUGUAUUUCAUUCCCCUCCAUUUGAAUACACAUUCGUCUCUUUCUCAGUUCCCGUCCUUCACGUUUACAUAAAUUCCGCCUCUCCCCGGCCCGAAGGAAGUCACCGGUUUCUCUCGAAUUCAACCCCACCUCCCCGCCGGCGAUGAAGACUCGAAGCAGCAACAGCGGAAGCACCAAAAUCUCUGCAAAAUGGAUUCCGUUGAUUUGUGCUUUCUGCUUUGCUCUUGGACUUGUCUUCUCUAACAGGAUAUGGGUUCCGUACGAAUCCAAUGGUCAGCAGCUCUUAUCCCAGCGCCGACGUGAACAGGAAGAAUUUCAGGCGGUAUCUGUAGAUUCCACGGCUGCUAAGAAGGGAAAAGAUGUGAUGGAUGAGAUUGUUAAAACCCACGACGCCGUUGAAUCGCUAGACAAGUCGAUUGCUAUGCUUCAGAUGCAAUUGGCAGCUUCUCGGAGUUCUCAGGAGAUGACGAGCUUAAGUGGCAAUGCAGCAGCUACCUCUGUGACUGGCUUGUCACAUGAAGGCGGGCAUCGGCCCAAGGUUUUCAUGGUUAUUGGGAUUAAUACAGCUUUUAGCAGCAGGAAGAGGCGUGAUUCAGUUAGAGAGACAUGGAUGCCACAGGGAGAAAAACUGGUGCAACUGGAGAAGGAGAAGGGGAUUGUUAUCCGUUUCAUGAUUGGUCAUAGUGCAACAUCCAAUAGCAUUCUCGAUCGUGCCAUUGAUUCUGAAGAUGCUCAGCAUCAGGACUUCCUAAGGCUGGAACAUGUUGAAGGGUACCAUGAACUUUCUGCAAAAACAAAGAUUUUCUUUUCCACUGCAGUAGCGAAGUGGGAUGCUGAGUACUAUGUGAAGGUCGAUGAUGAUGUUCAUGUCAAUCUGGGUACACUAGCUGCUACCCUUGCUCGUCACCGCUCAAAGCCUAGGGUGUAUAUUGGAUGCAUGAAAUCAGGGCCUGUUCUUUCGCAGAAGAAUGUCAAAUAUCACGAGCCGGAAUAUUGGAAAUUCGGGGAAGGAGAGAACAAAUAUUUUCGACAUGCAACAGGACAGAUAUAUGCUAUUUCGAAAGACCUUGCAACCUACAUCUCUAUCAACCGGCCAUUACUCCACAAAUAUGCCAAUGAAGAUGUAUCUCUGGGUUCUUGGUUGAUCGGUCUUGAGGUUGAGCAUAUUGAUGACAGGAAUAUGUGUUGUGGGACUCCACCAGAUUGCGAGUGGAAAGCACAGGCUGGAAGUGUAUGUGUUGCAUCCUUUGACUGGAGCUGCAGUGGGAUCUGCAAAUCAGUGGAGAAGAUGAAAUUUGUCCAGGAAAGGUGUGGUGAAGGAGAAGGGGCCGUGUGGAGUGCACUUUUCUGAACGUCAAAGUCUAUUAGUGGUGUUUAUUAGGCAAGCCAGGACUGCUGAAAUUUAUCCAUCCACUUGUGUUUUCGCGCAAUGAAGCAGUUGAGAAGCGAUGAAAGCAGCAAAGUGAUCCUGAAGAUGGAAUGUAAUUGCUAACAAGUCCACCCCAGAAGCAUUGACGAUUCGCAGAGGGCAAAAGGUAGAGCGCGAGCUUGUACAGGUCAUGUUGAUACAGAAUUUGUCUUUCUAGUCACUAGAGUGUUGUUGCUCAUGACAUUGUUACGACUUUAGGAGUUAGCGGGGAUGGAUAGGAUACUUGCAGAACUCUUACCUUGACAGAGCUUGGUUAGAUACUAUUAGUUACGCAUAUAUUUGGCAUACAUGUACAAAACAUUGGAAAUCAACUAUAUUUCUGUACCAGCAAUUGUAUCGUGAUCAGUUUAGUUUGGUAAAUGAAAAAGAGUUGGCGCUGAGGAUAAUCGCUGGUAUGAGGUUAUAAUGUUGGAGAGUUUCACUAACUGAUCUUGCCUUCAACGGUGCUUGGGAAGAAAGAAUGGAACUCUCCAUUUCAGUUUCUAAUUGCGGGUUGAUGGAUUCAGGAGGCUAGCUCCCUACAGACGAGGCACAAAGGUGUUAAGAGAGGUAAAACUAAAGAAGAAGCAUCAGCAAGUUAUCAUCUCCAAUGACAAGAAACGCUCCUGCUUCCAGGAUACCCAGAUUGGCUCAACAGCUACAAUGAAAAGCCACCACCAUCUGCAGUGUCCACGACCAAAAGAUGUAAUGUAAUGCAAGACAGUCUCUUCCGAGGGUCGUCAGUGAUGUGGAGCGAUUAAGUUACCUUUAUCGCUUCCAAUGAAGACUGUGUUUUACG